CUGCCUCUGUCGCACACCUUUCUCACAUGACGUAGGACCAUGGCGCUGUUGGGGAAUGUCGGUGUUUGACUCUAUAAAGUCUUGAUAAAUGUAACGUUAAAUCUUUGUCAUACUGUAAUGUCAGUUAAAUUUGUAAAUAGAGACAUGAUUGGUCAGGAAAGGUAUUGAGACUUUCGGUUUUCUUUUGAAUGGACGAUAUAACGGGAAGGCGAAUUGAGCUUACGAUAUAGCCAACAUUAGCUAGCUAUCCCUCCAGGCUAACAACGUCGUGAGCUAGCAAGCUAAGGCUAACGCCGAAUCAGACGUGGGAAAUGCCUAAAUCACUGGCUCGCAAUGCAGACGUCUUUAUCUGUCCUACAGUAAAUUAGUUGAAAAAUACAUAGCUAGCUAAUUGUGGCAAGAUCUAUGUUUGCACACGACAAACUGAACUGGCUAGCUUCUUAAACGCAGGAUGAUGGAAAACUGUCAUGGAUUUUAUCUGCUGCUGGCGGUUGGGAUUCCACAGUUGGCAUUGGUAACGUUAGUCGAAGGUGCACCGCUUCCUUCAGAUGCAGGCUUCACAGCAGAGGAGAGGCUCCCCCUGCUGGGACUCUCGCUGGCCGUGUCUGUGGCUUCGCUCCUCGCUCUGCUCCUCCUGCUCCUCAACUGCACCUCCUGCUGCAAGGAGCAGGACAUCAACUUUGAGGAGUUCGACGAUAACUUUCCGGAUGAGGUCGACUUCACGCCCCCUGCGGAGGACACGCCCUCCUUGCAGCCCAACACCGAGGUGUACACGCUGGCCGUGCCCCCCCUUGCCCUGCCAGGACCCCCCCGCCUGGACCCCCCUGCAAGCGCAGGGGUCAGAGAGGGGUCCUCUACCCCCCAGGUGACCAGACAGAGUCUGAGCUACAUCCAGGAAAUCGGAACUGGCUGGUUCGGCAAGGUGCUGCUGAGCGAGAUGUUCUCGGAGCAGGAGCUGGGGGCCUCCCGGGUGCUGGUCCAGGAGCUGAAGGCCAGCGCCGACUCCCCCGAGCAGAGCCGCUUCCUGCAGCAGGCCGAGCCCUACCGGGUUCUGCAGCACCCCAACAUCGUGCACUGCCUGGGUCAGUGUGUGGACUCCAUCCCGUUCCUUCUGGUGUUUGAGCACUGUGAGCUGGGGGACCUGAAAGGCUGUCUCAGGCAGCAGGACUGGAUGCUGCACAACAUCGAGCUGCUGCAGCUGCAGAAGAUGGCCUGUGAGAUUGCUGCCGGAAUCACACACCUGCACAAACACAACUUCCUGCACAGUGACCUGGCUCUGCGGAACUGCUUCCUGACCUCUGACCUGACCGUUAAAGUCGGCGACUACGGGACUGGCCCGUCUCGGUACAAGGAUGAUUACAUCACCACGGAGGCGGAGCCGAUGGUGCCUCUGCGCUGGACGGCUCCUGAGCUGCUUAGUGAGCUGCACGGGGGCGUGGGGGGCGUGGUCAUGGAAGAACAGACCAAGCCCGGCAACGUGUGGGCCCUGGGGGUGACGCUGUGGGAGCUCUUAGAGAGUGCAGCCCAGCCGUACUCCCAGCUGUCGGACCAGGAGGUUCUGACCCACGUUAUUAAAGAGCAGCACGUCAGACUGUCCAAACCACAGCUGGACCUGCCUUACGCUGACCGAUGGUACGAGGCUCUGCAGUUCUGCUGGCUGCCACAGGAUAAGCGCGCCACAGCGGAGGAGGUGCACAGGCUCCUGACGUACCUGCGCAUGCAGGGCCAGCGGCAGGCCGAGGAGGACUUCCAGCAGCGCUGGGACGCCCUGCGGCCCCGCCCCGCCCAGGGCCACGCCUCCUUCCCCAUCCUGGACCGCUUCAGCGAGCCGGACGAGCUGCUGACCGUCACCGAGACCAGCCGCGGCCUCAGCUUCGAGUACGUGUGGGAGGCGGCCCGGCACGACCCCGCCACCCUCAACCACCACAGCGUGUUCUUCCCCGCCGCGUGCUACGAGGCCCCGCCCCCGUCCGAGCCCGCCCACGGGGCGCUGUCCGUCUUCGACGCCCACCAGGCGGGCUCCGGGAAGGAGUACUACAUCCAGCUGGAGGAGCAGGAGCCGGGUGCCGGGGAGGGCGACCCCCAAAGCGGCCAGGCGGGAGGGGGACCCCUGCAGCAGAACGUGAUCCUGCAGGACACCGGUCUGGACGAGUCGGGGACGGACCCUGACUUCUUCCACCGCAGCCUGGACUCCAGGGACUCCAACCCGGCCAGUCAGCCGGAGAGCCCGUACCGCGCCCACAUCUUCAGCGAUAGCGGUGGUUCCGCCCCGGACCGCCCCUGGGCGAGCGGCCUGCUGGAGCUGCCCGAGUUCAGCACCGGCAGUCUCCAGAGGGGGGCGCCACUAGCGGAGGCUGGGAUGGGGAACAGCUCAUCUUUCAGGGGUGUUAUGGAUCUGAGGCUCUUAGGGGAAGCUGAGGGACAGGACACGGCUGGAGGACAUCUCCUAGACUUGCCGAAUCUGUCUGAUGACUUCCUGUUCCCUCAGGCGGGGAAUCUGGCGAGGGAAGGUGGGAAUUGGGCUCCGCGGAAGGACACCCCGGUGGCUGAUUCGGACUGCGUUUCCGACCCCGACCUCAGGGUCAUUUCCAUGGAGUACUCUGAGGUCGCGACCUCUGACGAGGUGGAGUCCGCCUCCGACCCCGCCCUCGCCAGGGUAGAGCCUCCGAACUUCCCGACGCCGCUCCUGCUGCCUUCGAUGAAGACCGAAACCCUGGUGCCUUCAGGAAUGCCAGACGCUGGGGGAGAUAAUCCCAGCAGCCUCUUCUCCAAUAGAACCUCCUCCCCAGACGUGGAAUGCACUCUGCUGAACUCCUCUGAACUCGGGACCGACCUGGUCCUCCACCCUACCUCCCAGCACCUGGAGGACACUGCCUGGCCAGUCAGUAACCAUCAGCCCCCACUGCUGAGCCCAUGUGCUAACACAGACACUUUGUGCGAUGAUGCCAAAAAUCUGGAUGAUUGGUCUGUGGUGACACAACGCCCAACAGAGCAGUGUAGCCUCUCCCCUCCUUCCGCUCAUGCCAGUGAAGCCUCUUCAGAUGUUGACCAUGCCCUCGUGGAUGAGACCAUUUCAGAUUGUGGCCUUACAGAUAGAAUUGCUUCAGAUCAGAUCGCAGAUGACUCCUCUUUGGAACACAGCCUCGUGGAUAAGAACGUUGCAGACCUGAUGGGUUCUGUGCAUGAGACCGCUUCAGACUGUGGCCUUACGGACGGAAUUGCUUCAGAUCAGAUUGAUCUUGGGGAUGGCUCCGCUUUGGAACACAGCCGCGUGGAUAAGAACGUUGCAGACCUGAUGGGUUCUGUGCAUGAGACCGCUUCAGACUGUGGCCUUAAGGACGGAACUCUCUCAGACCCAUCAGGUAUUAGGGAUGGAACUGGUUCAGGCAGUGGCCUUAUGGAUGAGGCCAUUUCAGACCAUGCUUCGAACCAGAUGGGUCUUAGGGAGGAGGCUUCUUCAGAUCAUGGCCCUACAGACAGAACCGUUUCAGACCAGGGUCUUAAGGAUGAGAAUGAUACAGGUCAGAGGAGCCUUGUGGAUGACAGCACUUCAGCCUCUAGUCUUAGAGAAGAGUUCCUCAGCAUAGACCUGGUGGGACUUUCAGUUACAGACUCCAAGCUGCAGGAAGCCACUGAUGGUGAGCACCCUUCCAGUCUCCCUGAAGACCCUCCCACUCAGGACAGAACCCCCCCGGCAUUGAUUCCCGACCCCCUCCUGGAGCAGACAGGCCAGGAGGCCCUCCCUGAUGACCGUGGCUUGGCUUCGGCGACAAAGGUAGAGGGUUCGGUCGAGACGCCAGACUCCGUGGAAUCCCUGAACGUUCACCAUCUCCAACCACCCAGUCGAACCACUGACAGCGGCUACGACACCGAGAACCUGGAGUCGCCUGAGUGGAGCUCCCAGCCUGUUGACCAAGAGGAAGCUGGGCCGUCCCCAGUCGCCCCAGAGGUCAUUGUGCUGGAGGCAGAGAGUACUUUGGACGCAGAGGAGGGCAUGUCCACUUCUAGCCCUGCUCCCAUGGAAGAGCCCCUUGCCCUCGGAAAUCAGAGCCAUCGGGACUCCGCCUACUUCUCCGACAAUGAGUCAGAGCCAGAGAAGAGGCUGGAGGAGAACGGCACAGGCGACCCCACUGGCAGCAUGCCCUGGCAAAUGGACGAUUCGAGGCCCAGUGGCGAAACUAGCGACGUCCUGGCGCCCAGCAAGGUAGGGGAGGACGACACGGGGUGCCCAGAGCCCCAGGGCGAGGUCCCACUGGAGCCCGAAAAACCCUGCAGCUGGGACAGCGUUCCUGAGCUGGUGCUCACCCCAGCAGACUCUGCCCAGGGAGGGGCGGGUUCCGUCCGCAGCUGUGAGGAGACAGGAGAGCAGUCCAAGCUCGGGGGCGGGGAGGAGCCCCAUCCAGCCGGACGUGCUGGGCCUCCCUCCCCCUCUCUGCCAGAGGCCCACGAGGGCGCCUUUCACGCCAAGCUCGUCCGCACGCACGCGGGGGCGGGGCCGGGGCCCAGACUCAGGGAGCGGGAUGUGGAGGGGCGGUACCUGGUCGCCGGGGGCGACGGGGCCGAGGAUGGUUCGGAGGCAGACGAGGAGGACGAGAACAGCGAGGAUUCGGACGAUGAGGACAUGCAGGCAUACCGCCUGCACAGCUCCGCCUCUGACAGCGACGACGAGCCCCUGCCACCCGCCCCCGUGGUCAUCAUGGACACCAGCCACGCCCACAGCCUCAGGAGCCUGCUGAAAGCUGCUACCCCUUCGUCAGCGGCUGCCGAUGCCCACUCUCUGCCCAGGAAGAAAGCAGUCUCCUUCUUUGAUGAUGUCACCCUGUACCUCUUUGACCAGGAGAUUCCCACUAAAGACCUGGGUGACCACUUCUCUGAAUCCUCCAGUCAGGUGUCAGAGUUCGGCAGCCCAGCCCCCCCCUCCAGCCUCUUGAACAGACUCACCAACUCAGAGAGCUCCACCGAUGAAGAGGGUGGCACGUUCGAGUGGGAUGACGACUUCCCAUCCCCAGAAUCUUCCUUCAUCUCCAAGGCAACCGGAGAUGUAGACAAGUCGAAGGCACCUCCUGCUGUGGCCUCGCAGUACUUCUCCCCGCCCCCUCCAGACCACGCCCCUGAGCCGAGCUGGCCACGCCCUUCCACCUUUUCCCGCUUCUCCAUCUCCCCAGCCAGCAUUGCCAACUUCUCCCUCACUCACCUGACUGACUCUGACAUGGAACAAGGCAACAGUGACGGGGAGAAGGAGUAGCACGUGAGGAAAGUAUGUCCUGCAGAGGAGGCGGGCCAUCAGGCCGGUACCUAGUUCUGAUGACCAGGGGCCUUUUCCCCACGGCCUGCUAGGAUGAGUACAUCACCAUUAUGAUGGCGGUAGCCAAGCGGACAUGGAGGGACCAGCCCCUCUUUGCAUAAACUCCGCCCACCUGCCCACACCCAGGCCAAUGAGCCAAACCUGGGCUGGGACAAUCAAAACUUUCAAAAGAAAAUAUACAGAUAUAUUUUUUAAUGUUUGUUUUUUCUUGGUUUAGAAAUCUAAAACCUUGCAAGAGGAUGUUCUGGCAUGAGACAAAGAAGGUAUGCGUUGCCCGAAGCUAACGUGCUAACGGGCUGCGGCUCAUGCCUCAGAAGGACAGAGCAAAGCUUUGGCAUCAGUGAACCACAUGCAUUCACGCCACAAACUGGACUUGACCACAAGGCUCGAGAAUCUUGCAAAGGCGUCUGUCUCUAAUCCACUGUAUUUUUCUGUAAGAAGUCUUUAUUUUUAUACACUCAGGAGUUAUGAACAAAGGAGAAGUGACUGAUUAGUGUUCACCAGAGCAUUUCUGGGAUUCAUCGUCUCUGGGAAUGGAGAAAUGAUUCUCACACACUGCUGUAACUUACAGACUAGUUUCUCCCAGCAACUUGUCCUCAACCAUCAACUUCACCCACAGAGAUGGGAAGAUUGGCAAGCAGCUGCUGGACUGGUGAAGAAGAUUGUGUUUGCACACAAGCCAGUUUCAAACCCAAGCUGUAACCUUUCGUCCCAGGCAAAUUAGCCUGCCGCAAAGCAUUAUGGGACAUCUGUGACAAAACAGUCCGAGUCUGGGCUGCAGCAGUGGUGUUCACUCUUGCAUUUGGUGAGCCACAGAGUGUGUUGGCUUUGGUUUUCACCAUAGCCAGCAACCAGUUCAGAGCCACAGAGCCAGUUGAGGUAGUGUUCACAGUUGUGUGAAAAACCUCUGAAGCAAUUCAGUGCUGCCCUGUGCACUCUGUAGCUGUCUAAUGCUGGGCAAGAGUGAAUACUACUGUAAUACUGGAACAACCUUCUUACCACAUCCCAUCACAGAGAAUUAUGGGAUAUCUGUGUGGAGUGUGUCACAUGACCUCAGGAUCCGCAUCAGUAGAUGCGGUGCAGUGUGUUGUGUGGAAAAUGAAUCAAGCAGUUCUUGAUUUCCCGAGUGGAUUGUCUAAAGUAUUUUUAAGAGUAAGAUAGCAACCAGCUGCUUUUGGGAAAAGCAGAAACCCUUCAGUGCCCUGUGAAAAUGCUAAAAUGGAAAUGAAUCAUGAGCAUGUCUGAAAUCAAUGUGACUGAUCUAAAAUGGCAAAAUACAGAGCUGCAUAUAAUGGAAAUAUGUAUCAGUUAUUGCCAGUUUAUUGUGUACAUAUUUUAAUACACAUAAAAUUUAUGUAACAGUGCCCAUGCAUUUGUAAUGUAUAUACUCUCCAUGUGAAAGUACACAUGAAAGUGGCAGUAAGUGAUUUUUUUAUAUACACUGUAGAUUUUAGUGUGUUAAAACAAAUCUCUUGAAUCUUUCUAUUUGAAUCUGGAUCUUUAUAUUUUUUCAGUGAAAUUGAAACUCGACCUGUGCAACGAUCGUAUUGCACAGAACCACCAUGUUCCUCACCAUCUCAUUGGCUGGGUGCCAUGUGAAGGGAACCAAUCUUCUCUAAGCAUCAGCGUAUGAUUUGUCGCAUAGCCUGAGAAGCGAUGAGGGGAUAUAGCAUGGUUGGCUACAGAUUGUGAUUUCAAGAGAUUUACUGUUUUUAUUUUGUACGAAUGAAGGAUUUACAGCGAAGCAAAACCAAGAAAGAAAAAAAAAAAGUAAAAGCCACCCAGUCGCACAUCCUGACCUCACCCGUUUCCUCCCUGUUCAUCAUGCUGCUUGCUGAUUGGCCGCUGUUCACGGUGAGACACAGGAAGAAAGGGGUUUCUUCGAAAAGCCGGAAUGUAAUACGAGCAGAUGUGGUGUACAGAGCUCUGGUGCAAAGGAGAAUUUAUUUGGUUUGAUUUGUUUUUUUUUGUGCUGGUGCGUAUGGCGCUUCAGUGGAAACGUAGCCGUGCCUGAACAUUCGUAUUCACACGUGGUGCCGUGCCUGAACAUUCGUAUUCACACGUGGUGCCGUGCCUGAACAUUCAUAUUCACACGUGGUGCCGUGCAGGCAUCUUAGCGUCUGUGAAAUCACAACAUGCUGCUAUAGCCUCACUGGAACGGUGGAAACCCAGGAGAGCCUCAGAGGCCGUUUUUUAUUUGUUCGCUGCCUGCCGUCCCCUCCCAAUAGCCCCGCCCCCUGCCCUGCUCUCCGAUAUCAUUGAAGACUCAAGUGUGGAUGUGCGGUGGGAUUUGAGGGGCUGCAGGGCAGAGGGAUGGCCUCACUGUGUCUCUUUCUUUGUCUCUAAAUUCACUGUGUGGACUAAGCUGGGGUGGGGGUCAUGGGUCACUGAUAUUCUGAGUGAGUCGCUGCACUGCGUUUCAGAAGCACAGACUGAGGGUCCGCAAAUUGAGCUUGUCAGAAUCUCAAUACGUAUGUUUGCAUACUAGACAUUGACAAGUUCAGUUCGAUGACUGUUUGAUUACACAAGUGUAAAUAUAUUACAUGCACAUCUAUGUGUACCGUAUGUGCAUAUAUAAAAUAUCCAUAUAUGUACGUACAUGUAUAUUGUUGAAGCUCUGGUCAAAUUGAUCAGAGUCAGUAACGCUCGAUUGGUCAGACUCAGUAACGCUUGAUUGGUCAGACUCAGUAACGCUUGAUUGGUCAGACUCAGUAACGUGCAGUCGGUUAGAGCCAGUCAUUUGUGGUUGACUCACAGAGGAAUCCCAAAGAUUACAAAGUGAUGAGCACUUAACGUGCCCCAUUAUCAGAUUUGUAGCUAAUAUAUGCCAGUCACUGUAUUUGAAGAAAGGUAAAUCUUUGUACCAACAACCUGUGCUAAAGUCAAACUUGAAUUGUCACUGAAAGAAAUUCUAUGAUUUUACUUUUUCAGCAUUUGCUUAAUAUUGCACAUUUGGGAAGUGUAACUUAAUGUCAAAUUGUAUUGGCGUAUAUAAAUGUUUAAUUUUGGUCUGUAAACAGGGAAAUUCUGUAAUCAAGUCUUAAGUAUGACAUUUCAAUUUGUAAUGUAAUUUAAAUUACAUUGACUGAACUUAUGGAGUUAAAGAAACGCAUAAGCAAUUAAAUUAUAAAUACAAGAAGAAAUGAGACUAUGCAGGUCAUCCUGCUCUUAAUACCUUCAUGUAAAAUAUAAAAUAUAAUAUUUUUACUUGAUAUCAAUGAUCAUGCAUAAUGCAAUUGAAUUGUUUAUAAUUAAAAUAUACUGUUUAUUUAACAUUGAGAAUAAAUUAAAAUGUACUUCUAUGUUA
Molecule: messenger RNA, 8612 nt
Organism: Anguilla rostrata (American eel)
Lineage: Eukaryota; Metazoa; Chordata; Actinopteri; Anguilliformes; Anguillidae
Product: serine/threonine-protein kinase LMTK2-like
Exons: 14
Coding region: 452-5245 (1597 amino acids)
Biological process (GO): protein phosphorylation
Molecular function (GO): protein kinase activity; ATP binding
Source: RefSeq, a predicted model, not a curated record